Messenger RNA from Solea solea (common sole), 1699 nucleotides. RefSeq names its product death-associated protein kinase 2a (gene dapk2a). The coding region runs from base 171 to 1655 and encodes 494 amino acids. The record is from RefSeq and is a predicted model, not a curated record. Gene Ontology annotation, cellular component: cytoplasm; nucleus. Gene Ontology annotation, biological process: positive regulation of apoptotic process; protein phosphorylation; intracellular signal transduction. The transcript is spliced from 9 exons. NCBI's taxonomy places the organism in Eukaryota, Metazoa, Chordata, Actinopteri, Pleuronectiformes, Soleidae. Gene Ontology annotation, molecular function: ATP binding; protein serine/threonine kinase activity.
UCUGCAUGUGCACGCUGGACAGCACUGCCCCCUGAUGGUUGGGGUUAGGCAUGAGACUCUGUUGUUGUCAACACACACACACACAUCACAGAGACAGAGCAGGAUCAGGGGGAGGACAUGAAGCACAUGGAAACAUCUAAUGUGGUUAACAGUCACUGACCUUCGCUGACAUGGAUUUAUUCAAACAACAGAAAGUGGAGGAUUUCUAUGAAAUCGGCGAAGAGUUGGGAAGUGGUCAGUUUGCUAUUGUAAAGCAAUGCACAGAGAAGAGCACAGGACUGCAGUUUGCCGCCAAGUUCAUCAAGAAGCGCCAGAGCAUGGCCAGCUCUCGAGGAGUGCGGCGGGAGGAAAUUGAGCGGGAGGUGAACAUCCUGCAGCAGAUUCAACACGCCAACAUCGUCACGCUUCACGAUGUCUACGAGAAUCGCACUGAUGUGGUUCUGAUCCUGGAACUGGUUUCUGGUGGUGAGCUGUUUGACUUCCUGGCACAAAAGGAGUCACUGAGCGAGGAAGAGGCCACACAGUUCAUCAAGCAGAUCCUCGAGGGCGUCAACUACCUUCACGCAAGAAAAAUAGCCCACUUUGACCUUAAGCCUGAGAACAUUAUGCUCCUGGAAAAGAACGUCCCACUGCCCAGAAUCAAACUCAUUGACUUCGGUCUGGCUCACAAGAUUGAAGCUGGGGUUGAGUUCAAAAACAUCUUCGGCACACCUGAGUUUGUAGCUCCAGAGAUUGUCAACUACGAGCCACUGGGACUCGAAGCAGACAUGUGGAGCAUCGGGGUCAUCACCUACAUCCUGCUGAGCGGUGCCUCACCUUUCCUGGGGGAGACCAAACAGGACACACUGGCAAACAUUUCAGCCGUAAAUUAUGAGUUUGAUGAAGAGUUUUUUUGUCACACCAGUGCGCUGGCCAAGAAGUUCAUCAGCCAGCUGCUGGAGAAAGAUAUAAGGAAAAGAUUGACGAUUCAAGAUGCUCUGAAUCAUCCGUGGAUCAAGUCCAAUGAGCACAAGGAGGAAAAUAAAACCCUGGAGCCAAAGAAACGGGAGCGGCGCCAGCUGAAGACCAAGCGCCUGCGAGAGUACACCAUCAAGUCCCACUCCAGCAUGCCCCCGAACAACACUUAUGUAAACUUUGAGCGCUUUGCUCAGGUGGUGGAGGACAUUGACCAGAUGGAGAGCUCCUUCACUGACCUGGCAUCAGCACAUGACACCCUGCAGGAAGAUAUCGAUGCCAUGGUCUCCAUAUACAAUGACAAGGAGGCCUGGUACAAGGAGGAGAGCGAAGGCGUGCGCCAUGAGCUCUCGCAAAUCCGCUAUGAGUUCCGCAAGGUUGAGGCCUUGAAGAGGGGCCUGCAGGACGACAUGCAGGUCUUCAGCUGCAGCCUCACUGCCAUCAGCAGCCGUUACAAUGAGAGGCUGAGCCACUUUGACGCACUGCGCCUGGAGCUCAGCAACGAGCUGAAAUGGGUGCAGGAAGUGAUGGCUUCGUUUCCCAUGGACGGAGGCAGUGGCAGGUAUCCCAACUGCAACUUCUCCACUGUCUUCAAUAAUGAUGUGAAUGAAGCGCUGAAAGAGCUGUUGAACCGCUCCUGUGGUGGAGAGCUGCUGUCUGGGAUUAACCUGGACUUUACUGAACCUGGACAGCAACGAUAACUAUGUAGAACUGCACAAAUGAAUUAAAAAUACCUUUUUUUGUA